Molecule: messenger RNA, 855 nt
Organism: Saxophila tyrrhenica
Lineage: Eukaryota; Fungi; Ascomycota; Dothideomycetes; Mycosphaerellales; Extremaceae
Exons: 5
Coding region: 1-855 (284 amino acids)
Biological process (GO): fatty acid beta-oxidation
Cellular component (GO): peroxisome
Molecular function (GO): delta(3)-delta(2)-enoyl-CoA isomerase activity
Source: RefSeq, a predicted model, not a curated record
AUGCCAUCCUCCUCAAGUUCCGGCAGCAGCCCCGUCCUCUUCGACCUCCCCAUCGCCUCCACGGGCGGGAGCGUAGUCGUCACGCAGCCGGCGAAGAAAGUCUACCUCCUCACCUUCACCAGUGGCGAAGACAACCGCCUCACCACCGCCUUCUGCCAGGCAUUGAUCAAAGCGCUGGAUAUCCUGCAGUUCUCGCCGCAAACGUAUCCCCCGGGGGUCGUGGUGACGACGAGCGGGAUUGCGAAGUUCUAUAGUAAUGGGUUGGAUUUGGAGCAUGCGGGGGGGACGCCUGGGUUUUGGAAGGAGAGUUUGUACGCGCUGUGGUUGCGCCUGAUCACGUACCCGAUGCCGACGGUGGCGUUGGUGAAUGGGCAUGCUUUUGCUGGGGGGUUUAUGGUUGCGAUGAUGCACGACUACCGGUGCAUGAACCCGCAUAAAGGCUAUCUCUGCCUCAACGAACUGGAGCUGGGCGUUCCGCUCAGGCCGCCGAUGUUGAGUGUGUUCCGGCAGAAGCUGAGUGCUGGGACGGUGAGGAAGAUGAUUCUGGAGGCGCAUCGGUUCAAGGCCCUCGAAGCCCUAGAAGAAGGCAUAGUCGACUGGCUCGGCGGCCUCCCCGAGGCGCUCGCCCACAUCGAGGAGUUCAAGCUCGUGCAGAAGUCACGAGAGGGCAUGUCAGGACUGCAGAUUUACGGUCAGCUGAAGCAGGAGAUGUAUCGUGAGACGGUCGAUUAUCUCGAGAACACGACGGAGGAGGACGUGCGGGCGCAGGUGAAGAGUCUGCAGUGGCAGCGGGAGAAGAGGGAGCGGCAGGAGGCGGUUAAGGGGUGGGAGGGGGGUGGGAAGUCGAAGUUGUAA